Molecule: messenger RNA, 1200 nt
Organism: Penicillium vulpinum
Lineage: Eukaryota; Fungi; Ascomycota; Eurotiomycetes; Eurotiales; Aspergillaceae
Exons: 1
Coding region: 1-1200 (399 amino acids)
Source: RefSeq, a predicted model, not a curated record
AUGUUAGGGAGCUUAUUCGGUUGGCUUUCACUCCUUUUUGAGCCACUGGCCUUUCAAGUCCCUCUCAUCCAACCUCAACCAAGACUCAAGGCAGAAAAUGAUAUAACUAUUCCUGCACAGGGGCCCUGGCAAGAAAUCAUCACUGGUCAUUAUGCUGUCCCUCCCGUAUUGAAAAUUCAUGAUCGGAACAGUGUCGUCAAAUGGAGUUGGCAGCGAGAAGAUGUCACUCAACCCUUACCUCCUUUAAUUAAGAGUGGUUUAUAUAGCCAUUUCAACGAUGCGACCGAUAUGAAGUGGAUGCGAGGUGGGAAAAGUGUUGCUGCCGUCUACAGUGCUCUGGUUAUCGUCGUCAACCACACUCCCGAUCAUCCUUCCACCGAUAAAAAAAUCACCUUCGCCCUCAACAGAGCCAAUGAUGUUUUACAUAAUGCCCAUACCAUCGAGCCCUUACCCGGGGAUCGUCUCGCCGUCGGAACCACUGGACAACGACCCUGGGAUGGUAUUUUGGUCUACAAUAUGAGUGAGGCUCUCCCCCUCGUUGAUGAACCUCCGGUAUUACAAAAGAUCGAAGGUCUCCGUGCCAUCCAUGCCAUGAUCUGGGAUGAGCAGGGCCAGAUGCUGUGGGCGACCGGAACCGAUGCCGCCGCCGAUGGCUCAGAUCCCGUUCCCGCAUACGGUGUCAUUCAGGGAUACCCCUUCGAUGCCGAGACGGGUCUACUUAGCGUCGAUGAAGCUUAUCGAUUCCGAUUCCCUGAAUAUUAUGACAUCGACGCUGAAUGGGGAAAUGGAUACAGCUGGUGGGCCGGCCCCCAUGAUCUCGUCCCCGUCCCCAACGAACGAGUAUUCCUCGUUUCCAACGAUAUCGGUCUCCACGCUUUUGAUAUCGAUCAAAUGAAGUUUACCGCUGAAUACGACGAAGUCGUAGAAAAAUAUAUGCCCGGUUUCGAGGUCACCACCAACGAUCGUCACGGGACCAACCGCCAGGGACAAUAUGUGGAGUUGCCGCAAUCCGACCUCAAGGGUUUCAGUCUCGCCCCUGAUGGAAGCUUCAUAUACACUCAGUCAUUAUGGAAGUUAUUCCGAGGGAAUUAUACUAGUCUUGUGGUCGAUGGUGUACGUCACCAGAUCAUGAAAGGGAAUGAAAUCUAUCGGUCGCGAUGGUUCGGAGACAUCGAUGGCUGGCCCAAACCAAAGACAUAG